AUGUCUCCAUCGUCCAUGUCGCUGCCGAUUCGCCAGCGUCCGACAACCAAUGGGGACAUUUCUGCGAUGAUGGACUUGUUGCAGUCGAAACUGACCGAAUCGCCAGCCGAGAUUGUUCUGACGAAAGACGAGGUUCGCCAAGUGGUGGAUCAACUCAAGAAUCAGGGCAAGAUCGCGGCAGAGCUGUCCCAGGUGAAGGAGGACCUCAAAGAGAUCCGUUUCUUUACAAGGUUUGUCAACCUGUCACUCGAUACCCUCUUCCCAGCAUCCACCCCUCCCUCCUCGCAAGUCUACAAUCGGAAGCUCGUUCCUGACACUUCACCAUCCAGAUACGGUGACUAUGCCAAGGAGAUCUGGACCGACAUGAAAGCUUCCAACAGAAAAGAAGACUAUGACGACAAUAUAAAGCUUCCACAAAGGCCCGCGACCGCAGUACACAGAUUGAGCAUGGGCGAUGGCGAGAGUCGAAGCAGUUUUCAUACUGCUUUCUCUCUUGCCGCCUCCAAUCUCAAGCCGUCUGUACAAUUUGAAACGGCAAGCGUCGCCGUGGAGGCCUAUGCUGCGCGGAACGUGGCUUGCCACGCGCCGAUAGAAGACUUGAGAGCUGCUAAAGACUUCAUUGCUCUUACCAACCUGGUAGAGCGUGACCUGGGCGAUCUCGUCGACUGUCUGCCGGAUAGCCAGUCCGCAAAGCUCAAGGAAUGGAAAUCAAUUCUUGGCUAUUUUCAAGCUAAAACUGCUCCCUUGUCUAAUGCAGAGUCCUCCGAGAGCGAAGAUGCAGACCCCAUGCAGAGUAGCUCGGACAAGAACAACUUGCACUCUUCAGAGGAGGCAAUCGUUCAACCAAAGGAGCCCUACAUCAAGCACGAAGCCCUGAUCAACAUGCCUCCUUCGACGGCAGAAUUCCUCUUCGAGCAAAGUCAUUUCGCCUCAUGGCCACAAUACCCAUCCCAGUCGAAAUCGAGCUUGCCAAAGGAUCGUCGACGGGGCCCGUCCGAUCCUUUCCCCGACGUGGCUGGUUCAAAGCGGAAAUGGUCCGAAGACAUUUCCUCGACACCAGCCUCGCCGACCAAGCGGCAGCGAGUUUCUCAGGACGGAGGGCAAAUGAGCCGAGCACCAGGAGAGAGGGAGUUUCAUUCGGCCGUGGACACGGUUAGAAUGCGACUCAUCAAGUUGAGGGAAGGCCCCUCGUUCAAUCUUCCCGCUGCGGUUCAAGUGGUUGGGAAGGUAGAUGAGGCCGCAAAACGGGUUAUCGAGGAGGAAUUGUCAGAGGCAGAGCGACGGGCGACUGCAGCUGGGCAUGAUGCGUAG
Messenger RNA from Thyridium curvatum, 1311 nucleotides. RefSeq lists its product as uncharacterized. The record is from RefSeq and is a predicted model, not a curated record. The transcript has a single exon. Bases 1 to 1311 code for a protein of 436 amino acids. NCBI's taxonomy places the organism in Eukaryota, Fungi, Ascomycota, Sordariomycetes, Thyridiales, Thyridiaceae.